CGAGGCCCUCAGGCAGCCGGCAGGCUGUGCCAGGUGAGGUGCCUACUUCCACCAUGGAGCUCUGCUUAUUGAAGUCCGAGUGCAGGAAGGUGGCACUGGAGGAGAGCCUGAGGAGGGCCAAGUGUGCCAUCGAGCACCAGGCACAGAAGCUGAGGAAACGACAGGCUGGCAUUCUGGACCACAUGGCCAUCGCGGACAUCCUGGCAGCUCAGCAGAAGAUCCUGGCACUAAAAACCUCCAAAGUGCCACUCUGGACCCAGCAUCUCAGGUCACUCGAUGGCAUGAGGGACAUUCUGAGGCGGCACGACCUACACACACGCGUCCACUCACUGGAGAAGGAGACCAGCGGCCUACGAGGACAACUGCAGGGGGCGCUGCAAGUGAUGGCCAUGCAGACACGGUGGACGGCAGCAGGAGCACAGGAGCGCCCCCCGGUGGGGGAUGGCGUCCAUCGUGAAGACGAGUUGGCAGAGUGGAGACUGCAGAAGACUCAGCUGCUGGAGGAGACGGAGCAGCUCCGCACAUUUGCCCAAAGUCUGUCCAGCACCCUGAAGACCACUGAGGUGGACAAGGAGACCCUGGAGGGCCAGCUGUCCCAGUUGCAUUCCGAGCUCUUCAGUGCCCGCUGCAAUGAGAAUAAACUGCGGCAAGAGCUGCUGAAGGCCGAGGAGGAGCUGCGGGGCAGCCGGCAGGUCAAUGAGAAGCUGCUGCAUGAUCUGACGGCACUGAGACAGAGUGCCAACUCGAGCACUGAAGACAUGGGGCACCUGCGGAGUGAGAGGGAUACCCUGAGUGCCCGCAUUGGCACUCUGGACGAUGAGCGACACAGGCUGAUGGUGCAGAAGGACUCGCUGCUCGAACUGCUUAAGAGGUGGCAGAUGGACUCCAUUGGCGAGGAUGCCAGUCUCAGACCGGGCAUUUGUCCAUCCCCUUGUGUGCCAGUGACGUCACCAGGCCUCACCUCUGGUCACUGGACCGCCGCAGAUGGACCAAGUGAGCCGAGGGCAAGUAGGCAGAGUCCUGUGGAGGUGCAAACUGAGGGUGGCGAUGCCCCAGAGAUGCCCUCUCCAGCGAGGUCAGUUCAGGGGGCACCUGAGGACGAGAUUGCUGGACAUCUCCGAGGCAGUGCCCAGAGUCAGACGAGCUGGCAUCUAGGAGGGUCACUGGAGGGCAAUGACAAGAUGGGGAGUGCCAGGGGGCAUCAAGCCAAGGAGAUUCUGCAGAACCAAAAGGCAUUUCUGUCCAGACUGGUCCUCUCACAGUCUGGCCUGAGGCAGGUGUUGGCUCAAGAUGCGGGUGCCACAUGGAGAAGUCCUUCUGGGAGGUUUGCCCAUGAAGCUGAAGAAGCGAGUGGACACACGGUCACACGUGGAUUUCCAUCUCAGGAUGAUCAGCAGGUCCCUGGAGGGGAAGAACAAAGGGCAGCAGAUGACGGCAUCACAUCAAACGAAGGGCUCCAUGGUGACCCGACCAUAAGGACAGGUCUAUGCCAAGGUCUGCCAACGAGAACAAACGUGAAGGAAGAAGGCAAAGCAAAGAACCCUAUGGAGGUCACUGGCGUCUCGACACAAGAGGACAAGCAGCAAGAACAGAAGGUUCUGGAAGACAAAUGGCCACUACAGGCAGAAGACUACCUAAAGGUGAACCAGGUCACCGCCUUAGUGAUCGAGUUGAAGCAGAUGCGCCAGGCGUACAAAGCCCUGCUGGCAAAGUCGAACACCGCAGAAGACGUGGCGGCCAUCGAGUGGGUGCGGAGAUCACAGGUCAUCCGGGACUGCGUGGACAGCAUCAGAACAAACGAGGAGCGGCUGCGCCUCCUGGAGGACGAGAACCAGCGGCUGCGAGGACAGGCCACCCGAGAGCAGCGCGCCCGUCUCAGGCAGGAAGUCACCGCCCUGCAGCUGGCGAUUCACCACCCAAACCACUCGUUGGCCAACCUUGGUGUCCAGGCCAGGGUGCCGGAGGACAGAAAUGAAGAUCUGAUGGGAGGCAAUACAAGCGGGAGGGGCACGGUGACUGGCAGACGGACCCCCUAUCUGGACGGGGACCAAACCCCUAAGGCUGAGUGAAGUGAUUGGCCAUCCUUGUGAAAGGCGCUAUAUUGCCCAAGACU
Erpetoichthys calabaricus (reedfish) is the source of this 2113-nucleotide messenger RNA. RefSeq lists its product as uncharacterized. The coding region runs from base 54 to 2069 and encodes 671 amino acids. The transcript has 20 exons. Lineage: Eukaryota; Metazoa; Chordata; Cladistia; Polypteriformes; Polypteridae. The record is from RefSeq and is a predicted model, not a curated record.